Molecule: messenger RNA, 2444 nt
Organism: Cavia porcellus (domestic guinea pig)
Lineage: Eukaryota; Metazoa; Chordata; Mammalia; Rodentia; Caviidae
Gene: Rnf11
Product: ring finger protein 11
Exons: 3
Coding region: 249-713 (154 amino acids)
Biological process (GO): ubiquitin-dependent protein catabolic process
Cellular component (GO): ubiquitin ligase complex
Molecular function (GO): ubiquitin protein ligase activity
Source: RefSeq, a predicted model, not a curated record
GCCCCCCCCCCAGCAGGCUCGCCGGAGGCCACUGCCGCGACCCCGGCGGAGCCUGCGGCCCAGCCUUGAGUCCCCGUCCCCGGGGGCUGGCAUGAGCAACCGCUUCGCCGUACCAGGGGGCGGGGGAACCGCCGCCUGAGACUAGGCCUGCUGCCGACCCCACCUCGCCGAGCGAGCCUGACCGCGGAGCGUGCGAAAGACCCGGUCACUGCUUUCUUCCUUCCCUAGAUCACGGCCCUGCCCCGAAGAUGGGGAACUGCCUCAAAUCCCCCACCUCGGAUGACAUCUCCCUGCUUCACGAGUCUCAGUCAGACCGGGCUAGCUUUGGCGAGGGCACGGAGCCGGAUCAGGAGCCGCCGCCGCCAUAUCAGGAACAAGUUCCAGUUCCAGUCUAUCAUCCAACCCCUAGCCAGACUCGGCUAGCGACUCAGCUGACUGAAGAGGAACAGAUUAGAAUAGCUCAAAGAAUAGGCCUUAUACAGCAUCUGCCUAAAGGAGUUUAUGACCCUGGAAGAGAUGGAUCAGAAAAAAAGAUCCGGGAGUGUGUGAUCUGUAUGAUGGACUUUGUUUACGGAGACCCAAUUCGAUUUCUGCCGUGCAUGCACAUCUAUCACCUGGACUGUAUAGAUGACUGGUUAAUGAGAUCCUUCACGUGCCCCUCCUGCAUGGAGCCAGUUGAUGCAGCACUGCUUUCAUCCUAUGAGACUAAUUGAGCCAGGGUCUCUUGUCUGACUUCAAGUGAACCAUCAUUUCUGGUGGUUUUGAUCUUUUGUCACUGAGCCCAAAGAGCCAGGGAUUAGGAAUUAAGAUCAUGCACAAAAGUUUCCUUAAAAUUCCUGGAUGGCUGCAGAUGUUGAGGAAAGUAUGUAAUAUUUUAGAAACUUAGGGGGGGAAAGUAGGAUGGUAUUUUUAUGUAAAGCCUUGACCCAGUGUUUAAAAGAUAAUUGUAUUUAGAUCUUGUUAUUGCUCCAGUACAUAGGAAUUGUGUAAAGUGUUACAGCAACUAUUCAUGUUUAAAUUGUGUAUGUUGAAGAUUAGGAAAAAGAUAGUGAUUAUUUUUCCUAAAUGAAAUAACUCUUCUCCCUUCCACCCAGAUUCUUUUCUGAAGUUACCGGCAUUUGGGUCAAGGUUUUAUUAAAAGCUACAUUUUAUAACACUGGCACAAAAAAGUAGUUUUAAGCUUGUUUGCACAGUUCUUUUUUCCAUUGGAAAUGGAAUUCAUUGCCUUAGGUCUUUUAAAAUAGUGUUUUAUUGUUGGGGCUGGCUCUGUGCUUGCAAUCCAGUUUAUUUAUAUCCUGUUGUAAGUGCUAUAUUCUGUUUGCAGUUAGGAAAUGCAGAAUUCAAAGUGAUCUCCUAGCUUGUAAGCAAACUGAGAUGCACUAUUCCUUUUCUAUAAAAAAUGCAUCAAGAAACCAACUCCAACAAAUUGAUUUAAUAGUGCCCUUUCUUAUGUGUUUAUCUAACUGUUUUGGUUGUUAAAAUGGUGAUAAUUGAAAGUCAAGGUAAAUUUUAAAUAUGGAGAUUCUGAUUUUUUGAGCUUGAAUUAUGCUACCAUGUUUAUGUGAAAAUGAAGGUGGUACCAUGGUGGAACGUAAAAAGUAGUAGUUCUCAGUUGUAGUAGUUUUGAUUUACUGUUUUCUCUGACCUCCUUCCUUGUCUUGACCCAAUAGCAAAAGGAUACUGCAUCUCCCAUUACUGUUGUGCUGAGGUUUAUUGAAGUUAUAUAAACACAUCUCAGUCUGUGUCUCUUAGAAAGGUAUCUAUUAAGUCCUGCGGGGUGACUGAUAGACUAAGCAAAGAAUAAAGGUAAAUGUGUUUCAUGUUUUGCACACAAAUGCAGAGUUUGUAUAACCACAUGACUUCAUGGUUGUGAUCUCAAGGAAUUUCUCAUUUAAUUUUUCUUGCAGUUAAUGUAAGAAUACUCUAAAUCUCUAAGCUUCUGAAGUGUUAGAGGUAGAGAUGGUCUAGUAAAUAUGUAGUAGUAAUGUUUUAUCCACUUGGCAUGUGUUUCUUUUUCCUUGUGUACUCAAAGGUGACUUACUCAUUCAUCUCAGUGAUAUGACAGCUAAAAAUCGUUCAUUAGCAAAACGAGAAACAGUCUCUGCCUAACAAACAAAUAUUUCUUAUUAUUUUAUAUUGAGUUGAAUACUUGACUCAACACUUUUCUACACACAAGACAAGUUUCUGGAAGGUUCUUCGUAAUUGCAUUAUAGGGUAAUUUAGUAUGUCCUAAGUACUUAUUUGACACUCAACUAUAUUAUGCAUAUGUUGGUUAAUUUCCUUCUGAGCCCCAUGAUGGAAUGACUCAAAGAUGAAUUUGAGGAAAAUUGAAAGAAACUAAGUAUCAGAUUCUGUUAAACUGUUACAUGUAUCUUGCUUAAAUUUCUGUUCAUUAAUUUAUAUCUACCCAAUUACAUAAAGCAAAUUUGGAGGAAACAGCAGAA